CUUCUCUUCAGCUUCAAACAAUGCUUCAAAGCAAUCAAUCUGUGGCAUCACUAACAAAACUCCGAAUUAUGAAGAGAAAAACAUCAAGCCAACCUGCAUCAUCAACCCCUCCAUCAUCUCCACAUCAAUCUCCCCAUUUCCCCGUCAAACUGAACUCCAUAUUUGCUUCCAAAAAACCCAAAAACAUACUCAAGAAUUCUCCUGCAAUCACCACAAAAGCCAGCGGGGAAUGGGUACCAUUGAGUAUUGGAAAAUCAGAGCUUUAUUUACCUCUUACUUUCCCCACAGGCCAAACAUUCAGGUGGAAAGAAACUGGCCCACUUCAAUACACAGGUGUUAUUGGGCCCCACUUGGUGUCACUGAAGCAGCUUGAGAAUGGUGAUGUGGGUUACCAUUUUCAUCAUACAGAGUGUGAGGAAAGUGCAAGAUUGGCGCUUUUUGACUUUCUGAAUUUAGGGAUUUCUUUGUCUGAAAUUUGGGAGGAAUUUAAGGUGUCUGAUUUGCGGUUUUGUGAGCUGGCAAGCUAUUUGGAGGGAGCCAGAGUGCUUAGACAGGACCCUCUUGAGUGUUUAAUUCAGUUUAUUUGUUCAUCGAAUAACAAUAUUGGGAGGAUUACUAAAAUGGUUAAUUUUUUGUCUUCUUUGGGGAAGUAUUUGGGGAAUGUUGGAGGGUAUGAUUUUCAUCAGUUUCCGGAGAUUAAUCGGUUGGCUAUGGUUUCUGAAACAGAGCUCAGAGAGGCCGGUUUUGGUUACAGGGCAAAGUACAUUAUAGGUACCGUAGAGGCUUUGCAAUCAAAACCCAGCGGUGGUCUGCAAUGGCUUGCUGCUCUUCGUAAACUAAAUCUUGAAGAGGCUGUUGAUGCUCUUGCUUCGUUACCUGGAGUUGGUCCCAAGGUGGCUGCCUGCAUAGCACUCUUCUCUCUAGAUCAACACCAUGCUAUUCCUGUUGAUACGCAUGUGUGGCAGAUUGCAACGCAAUACCUCAUCCCUGAGCUUUCAGGCACCCGUUUUACACCAAAACUUUGCAGCCGCGUGGCAGAUGCUUUUGUGUGCAAAUAUGGGAAAUAUGCUGGCUGGGCCCAAACUCUACUUUUUAUUGCUGAGUUACCUUCACAGAAAGCAAUACUGCCUUCAAGGUUUUGCGAUGCUGAAAAAGUUAAGCCUGCCAAGUCAAAAGAAAGGAAAAAGGGGGCGCACAAUGCCAGAAGUAGAAGUAUGGAUGGAAAUGAAAAUGUAAUGUAGCAACAGCGAGGCAAGAGUAGCACCAUAUCUGUCUGUUCAAAACACUCUGUUGGUAUCUAGAUUCUACAGCUAUCACAUCUGAAGGGGAGGUAGAUUCUAUUUGAAGAGUAUUAUUAUUGGACUGAGAUUGAUGAUUACCCAAGAACAACUUGCGACAAGUAUUCUUUAAGCAUCUACUUCAUAUAAACAUUGUUCCUUUAAUGACUGAUAUGCUAUUUUAAGUUUCAAUUUUUACACUGAUGUUCCAAUUUGAGGGACUGAUAAUCAUCCUCCUAAUUACCCAAUUUGACUAAAUGUUGUGUUUAAAUAUUUACUCUUGAGGAAAUGAUUACAAGUUCUACAAAGUGGUGUGGGUUUUUUCCGUAUGUUUUCAUUGAUAGUGCAUAUUAUUCAACAUCAGAGAUAAUAGCAAUAGAGACUUCUAGCUAAUUGGAUUAGCAUAUGUGAUGAUCAAAUUGGUUCAUGGUAAAUGUUCAAAGCACUGAAAGAUUCCCUAAAGGUAAUGAAUGAGAUUACAAUUAUUCAAACCUUUCAUGUUUUACACUCUUAGAUAAGUUUUUGCUCUUUAUGCAUCUCAAAAAAUGUUAAAUGUAGCCACAAAACUUUCCCUUUUUGACAUCUUAGUAAAACUUUUUGGGUGCACUAUACUAAUUUAAGUUCCCUACAUUGCGGAGUGCAAUACACAGCAAUUAUUAUUAUUAUUUUUUUUUGGAAGAUGAAAUUGAAUCCCAUGAUUUGCAUUACUUUAGUAUUUCGGAGGCUUUUGCAGUUGGUGCAACAACAUUUUGUGUCUAUAUUUCCUUCUAAUCUAGAUCAGUACACAGAAAUAGCUUUAAAGUUUAAAGAUAAGUAUAAAGAUAUAUAGUAACAAAAUACCAGGUCUGGUAUGGAGAGCUAUCAGCUGCGAGGAAUGAGACCCAAUACCUACAUAUACUCUGGCCAUUGAUCCAUGCUUCACCUUUACCCAUGCAGCCAAGGUUUACUGCUAAAGGAACAUCAAACAUAAUCUGUUGUUUCCAAUCAAAUGAAUUUCUUUCAAAUCGCGUACAACUCAAACUAUAUGUGUUUCAAGAAAACAUGGAUGAGAGAAAAAAAAAAGAGAGAAGGAUUUGAACUGUUAGUAUUAUUUUUUGACAUGCGAUAAGAUCAUAAAAGGUGCAUUGAAGCUUUGAACUUUUAGAUAAUGGACUUUUCUUUACAGAAUGAUCUUAUAUUUUGUAAAUAGAUUUAAAGAUCAAUAUUGUGCUCUAAUAAUGGGUUUUAUCUUAGUGGGGUAUCUUCACAUAUGGGAAUCUAUGAUUUCACUCUACUGGUCUACUGAGUCAAACUUCAUCACUGGUACAAUUGAUUUCUUGUUACCUGUUCCAAAGUUUUCACUUACUAUGAUUAAUUCCUUUGUGAUGGUGCAAUGGCAGUAAGACUUUUCUUUUAUACAAUAUGGAAUACCUUUUAUCUGUAUAUGGGGAGGAAAUGGGAAACCUAAUCAUAGUGAAUAUGUUUUUACUUCCACUAUUGCUUCCUUCUGCAAUUAAACAAGGUUGGGAAAUAGGUGAAAGUGCUCUGCACAAUGUUUAGACCAAAGAUACAUUCAUCUAGUGAAACCUUUUUUUUUUUGCAGUUAAGAUGUUUUGUGACAUUUCCAAAUGAUAAAAUUAAAAGCUCCAAAACUUGCCUGGGUGGUGUUGAAUGCUACGGUCUUGUAAUCAGGUAAAAAUAAAAGCUCUAAAUUGAUGUUUGAGGUAGUUCAUACGAAGGAUUUUGGAACUGCACCACCAGUUAUGUUGCAUUGUCCUUGUUCACAAGGAAAGCUCCACAGUGACUCUGCAUUGCAUAUGUUGGGCCUGUGUCAAUUAAGUUGAUCAGUAUUGUGGUGUAUUUAACAUCUGAUGAAUAUUUUGUUGAUUUUAUUCUUCCAUUUAUUUCCCCUUAGCGGGAGAGUUGAAAUGGAUAACCAGGUACUGUCAUGGUUGCUAGCUUCAGAGAAAGCUCAAUAUGGAAAAUGAGAUAACCUCCAUCUGAAAAAAAAUGAAGUUACUAAUCUUUCUUAUUGCUAACCUAAUGGUGCUAUGGUUGUUAUCUAGAGAGUAUUGUAUGUGAGGAUAGCUUUAUUGCUGCAUGUUACUCCUUGAGGUGGUCCAUAAGUUUUGCUUGUUACUGGAAUCUAAUUAUACCGUGAGAUUGGAUUGCCUACCAUAUUCAUCAAUAGGAGCUUGAUCAUAAUAAAUUGUGAUUAUACUUACAAAAAAAAAAAAUUGUGAUUAUGUAUUAUGAUGCUGUUCUGCCAAUAUUGGUACCUCCAUAACCCUAGAGCACAACUAACACAACCAACCAUGUUACAUCAAACUUUUGGUACUAUGAGCUAUAAUUGAUUAACAGUAUAUCUAAAUUAAGUGGACGAGAUAAAAUGGAUUUUCAUUCCAUAUCGUUAUGGAUGAGAUAAAAUGGAUUUUCAUCGUAAAUCAGGUGAAAUGGUUUACAUAUCACUCCUUCAAGAUGGUGGAGGGGUGGAAGUCUUGUGAGAUUGUUUCUGUCUCUCAGCCUGUACUAGUUUAUAAAGCUUCUGUUCUUCCUUGGUAUUAUUAAAGCAUUGAGUGUAAUAUCUUGUGCUGAUCCAUAGACUUGAUAACUUCAAGCCAAAACAGAAAACUAAUUCUCAGGAUAUCUUGUUACACUCAAUCAUCUAUGCAUCUAUACACUGACCCUUAUGGUUUGAUUUCUUACAGACUUGUCCAAAUCUGUCCAGAUUGAUGGUGUGUUGGGCGAAUUAGACCCUAUUAAUGUCACUCGACAUUUCCUCCCCUUAUCGUGUUUUAUCUGCAAAUUUUGAAAACCUGAGUUUGUUCAUUUUGCAGAGGCAGUGGAACUGCAACGGUAGCCCCUUUUGCAUCAAUCUUAAUACUGUGUGAAAAGAUGAUGCAUUCAUGAAAAGAAUACUCAUGCUUCACACGUUAAAAAUUUGUCAAGCCAUACAUUAAAUGUUCGUGUUGUUUAGAAAUGCAUCAUUAAUAUAGACUAGCUAAGAUUGGCCU
Messenger RNA from Coffea arabica (coffee), 4270 nucleotides. RefSeq names its product N-glycosylase/DNA lyase OGG1. Lineage: Eukaryota; Viridiplantae; Streptophyta; Magnoliopsida; Gentianales; Rubiaceae. Gene Ontology annotation, cellular component: nucleus. Gene Ontology annotation, molecular function: 8-oxo-7,8-dihydroguanine DNA N-glycosylase activity; damaged DNA binding. The record is from RefSeq and is a predicted model, not a curated record. Gene Ontology annotation, biological process: base-excision repair, AP site formation; base-excision repair; nucleotide-excision repair.